UUCCUCUUGUGGAGAAAGUUCACACAUGUGCUUGGUUGUUUACAGCGUAUUUGAGAAUUUACCAUCAAAAACUAUUAUAUUAUCGACCAUAUAAAUAUCACUGAACUGUUAGAUAGAACAAUGAAACCAGCUCGUCGUUUCCAGUUCAUCUGGAAGUUUUAGUGGAAGGAUAGCUAACGUUAGCUUAGCCACAACAAGCUUUAUUGUUUUGCAUGAGGACAGUCAUCAUGGAUGUAGACGGCCGGGACUUUUUGAACAGCCCUCCCGUGAAGACAGUCAGGUUUGGGGGCAGUGUUGCGGAAACGUUAGCGAAACAUAAACAGGGAGACUCCAGUGAUUAUGAACUGCUGAAACAUCAGCUGGCUGAUCCUGAGAUAAAGGAUGCUCAGAUCAUCAACUGGCUGCAAGAGUUUCGGAGUUGUGUGACCCAGCUGAACAAAGAUCAUGAGCAGCUCAUCUACACUAUCUUGAGGCUUCCAUGGGUGGGUCGGAGCCAGGCUGUGGUGGAGGAGUACAUGGCCUUCCUCAGUAACCUGGUGUCAGCGCAGACUGUCUACCUGUGUGCCUGCCUCAAGAUGGUGGUCUCCCACUUCACUCCCAAGAGAGUGACCAUCUGUGAAGGAGGGGUGGAUAUCUCUGAUUCAGAUGAUGAAGAUGAGAACCUCCCUAGAAACUUCGAUCAGAGUCACCAGGCGCUGCAGCUCAUCACCAGAUACGUCCCAUCCACGAGUCGCUUUCUGAUGCCCAUUCUGCAGGAGAACUUCCCCUUCAUACAGAAAUCCUCCAGAACCCUGGAGUGUUACGUCCACAACCUCCUCAGGGUGACAGUGUACAUCCCGUCCAUCCGCCGAGACGUCCUGGAGGUGAUCGUUGGAAAGAUGCUCAAACUGGACGUGAGUGCAUCCCGGUCAGACAUUGAGGAGGCAGAGGAGAACACAGGGCAGAGCCAAGAGGAGCAGACUGAGGAGGGUCUCUUCCACAUGGACGAGGACGUGGCAGCAGAUCAACCCUCCAGGACUGUGAUGGCUCAUCCAGUGGCUGAGAGGCUGGACGUCCUCAUGGCUGUGAUGAUAGCCUACAUCAAGGACGUCUGCCAUGUCAGCGGCUCUUUUCAUGUGGACCAGACUAAGGAACUGUACAGAGAUUUGUUGAGUGUGUUUGACAAACUCAUACUGCCGACACAUGCGUCCUGUCACGUCCAGUACACACUGUUUUACCUCUGCAGCUUCAGAGUGGCCCUGGUAGAGGCCUUCCUGGAUCACCUGUGGAAGAUCCUGCAGAACCCCUCUCAGCCCGCUGUCCUCCGCCAGGCUGCUGCUGGAUACAUGGGAAGCUUCCUGGCCCGAGCCAAGUUCAUCCCUGUGUCCACUGUGCGGGCAUGUCUGGACCUGCUGCUCUCCUGGAUCCAUCGCUACAUUGACAGUCAGGACAGCAGCGGCAGACAGGCCUGCUGUGACAUUAGCUUGCAUGGGCCCUUCUACUCAGCCUGCCAGGCCGUCUUCUACACUCUCAUCUUCAGGCACAGAGCCAUGCUGGAGGGCAACAUGAAGAAAGGUCUGGAGUACCUGCAGAGUCUGAACCUGGAGCGGGUGGUGAUGUGUCAGCUGAACCCUCUCAAAGUCUGCCUGCCAUCCGUCACCAACAUGUUUGCUGCCAUCACCAGGAAGUAUCAGGUGGUGUUCUGCUACACCAUCAUAGAGAGGAACAACCGCCACGUGCUGCCGGUGGUCCGCAGUUCAGCAGGAGGAGACCGUGUGACCACCAACACCAACCCUCUGGACAGCUUCUUCCCCUUUGACCCCUACCUGCUCAAGAGGUCUGGUCAGCUGAUUGAGCCUCUCUACCAGGUCUGGGAGGAACUGGCAGACACGGAGCUGCUUCCUGCCAAAACAGGCCAACAGGGCUCGAAGGAGGAUGAGGAUGACUUCCUGUGUGGGGAGACACUCAAGACUGAGGGCAUUGUGGGAAUGACUCCCAGCUCCUACGACUCAAACCUCCGCAGCCCGAGCAGCGUGGGUUCGCCCCCCUUCGGCUUCCAGAAAGCGUUCUAAGCCCUCAUCAUGAACCAUCGUGUUCUGAUGACCCUGACUUUUUCACAUCACUGAUUUCAGUAAAACGAUAGAAACUGUUUCAAGCAACAGCUCUGAGGAGGGAUGAACUCUACAUGUAGAGAUAUACAGACAGUUAUAGAGAGGCUUUGGCUUCUGCUGUUUUCUAUGGGUGAAACUUAAAUUAAAUUGAGCUUGAGACAUUGUUAUAGGCUACGUCCACACUACUACAUUUUCAUUUUAAAACACAUCUCUUUUCCUACAUUUACUCCUGCCGUCCACACUACUGUCAGGCCCCCAAAACAGAGACUUCUGGAAACUCUGCUGGACCUGUUUUAUUUUGAAAACUCUGGGGUUGUGUUGUAGUCUGGAUGGACAGAAACGGAGACCUUCAUAAACGAUGUAGACACCCACAGUCUCUCCUGAUUGGUUCUCAUCAGCCUGGACUACCAGUGGGUACUACAACAUGAUAAUGAGUUACAGUGUU
Molecule: messenger RNA, 2535 nt
Organism: Seriola dumerili (greater amberjack)
Lineage: Eukaryota; Metazoa; Chordata; Actinopteri; Carangiformes; Carangidae
Gene: rrn3
Product: RRN3 homolog, RNA polymerase I transcription factor
Exons: 17
Coding region: 213-2051 (612 amino acids)
Biological process (GO): transcription initiation at RNA polymerase I promoter
Cellular component (GO): nucleus
Molecular function (GO): RNA polymerase I core binding; RNA polymerase I general transcription initiation factor activity
Source: RefSeq, a predicted model, not a curated record